AUGGAUAGGUCAUUUUCGCGGCUUCCAAUAUCGGAAAUGCCCCCUAAAUCGCCUAAAUUUCUGGCAGAAGUUCGUGCUACAAGUGAAAUCAUCGAACAAAUUUUUUUAGUCACGUCUAAACAAGAGUCCACAAGUGGUCAUCCAUCGGUGCUUUUUGGGAACGACUUAACGAAUGCCGAUGGAUAUUUUACAAUUGACACCCUUGAUCAGCUUCUGUUUGAACGAUCUCAAAUGAGAAGUAUUCCAGUGGAGCGCAUUUGUCCUAACUCUUCUCCUCCAUCCGAUCCCGCCUUCCAACUGGAUCCUAUCACCUAUCUUUUUGAAAGCUUUCGUCGUUCCCUAACCUUUGUUGAUUCCAAACAAGAAUUUAAUAUGCGAAUCGCAAAGGCUUGUCAAACUCAAAUCUUUAGGCAGGCAUCACUUUGUCUACUUCUGGAUACCGAAAUGGAAGUAGAAACUGCAGCUCAAAGUCUACUCACUCUCCUCAUAGCUUAUACACAUCCGCACUCUGAUCCGGAUAACGUUGUCGCCAUUGAUACAUUUCUUCUUGGAAUCACGACUGUUCAGGAUGAUGAAAGUCUUACUGUACCUAUUAGACCUCUCGUAAGAAAUCUGUUAAAGACAUUACGAGAGUUGGGUGAGGACCCGCGAGAUUCCGCAACAAACGUUUCCAACGAUCCACUUCAGCAACUUCUGCGUCGGCUUACGCGACGCGACACUCUUGCUCACCCCGGCAGAAAGGCUCGUCUCCUCUUUCAGACCGACAGGAAUGGCCUUCUCAAUGUCUGCAUUCUUUUAGCAAAAUAUCCUGUGACUGCGAAACUGCUGUUGGAGUUUUCAUUUCCGGAAACUGAUAGUGCCUCAGAGCAAGGCUGGAGGUACGAGGACGGCCUCUUGGGCCUCCUAUUGAUACCAAGUCCUCUCCUUCCCCUCCAAUCUAUUCAGACCUCCCUUCUUGAGUCUAAUACUGGUGGAAACACUUGGGCUGGUGAAUUCUUCACAGACCAGGUUCCCAUCAAACCGUCUGUGGAUGCAGACAAGUCUACUAUCUGGCAGCUUACCACGGAGUUGGACAAGAACCUGACAUUGCUAUUCAAGAACCUCCUUCGCACCAGCAAACAAAGCGAGGCAGUGAAGGAAUCCUUUUUCAGAUGGCUCGGUUCCUGCCUUCAUGCCAAUCGGACACGCAAACAGUUAGCCAAUACUCUCGGAAGUGGUGGUGCCGACGAUCUCCGAAGACAGGAACAGCAGUUCGAGUUAGCCAGCGAUGGCUUUCUCAACAACCUUGCUAGUGUUAUGGUGUGCCUCUGUCAGCCCCUUCUCACUCCUCCUGCUGCCGCUGUGGGUGCCCUCUUUCAGCCCAAGUCACCGCUUAGCCUUGUCAGGCCCGCCUUUGUGGUGUCGCAAAAAGCUAAGAUUAUUUUGCCUGAAUUGGGAGAAGAAACUAGGCUGAAUCGGCAGCACUCUGGCGAUGUGCUGGCGGAGGAAGAAAGCGAUGCUUUCCCCCUCCUCACUGAUCUCUUCUUCUUGGCGCACACAGCUCUUCGACUGGCUUUUCCAACGUUGCUGGCGCUGCACUUUGAAACCAAUCGACAGCUGCACCAGUGGGAGCAGGAGGCUAAUCUGCGCUCGUCUAAUGGCGAGUCAGCUGCUUUCAUGGUAGGCUCUCUACUGGGCUCUCCUAACUCCUCUCAGGAUGAUCGUUUCAUUCAGUAUUGUCUGCGGGAGCGCACCUCACGUUUCCUCGAGCAGACAGCAGUGCUGAGUUGUCCCAGUCGACUACACGAUUACUUGGCCUUCGCUGCGACUACGUGCCGUCUGCUAGUCGAUUUGGCAAGUCGGGACUCCGCCGACCUCUCCCUUUUACCUGAAUUCCUCGUGGACAAUGUUGUGGAGAUUGUUGGCUAUCUCCGACGUCUCAAUGAUGACUUUAUUGAGUCUUCUGAAGCCGCUGACGUGGCCCUGGAGCCGCUACUCGAGUUCUCGAUCGUUUUUAUGCAUCAUCCUUUCGCUCUGACCAAUCCCCAUUUGAGGGCGCGUCUAGCCGAAAUCCUGGAGGCUCUUAUUCCCUUCCGUGAUGAUGAGGAGUGGAAUAGCAGACCUGUUGGCUCAAACCUCUUCACAGCGUCCGGUUUGCGAUUCAUUCGGCGUGAGGAGCUUAUGAAAAGCGCUGGUGCGGCAUGUCUAAAGGAUGCCAUAGCUGCCCUCCUGACGGCCUUCGUGGCGAUCGAGUUGUCACCUGGGACGGAUGCGACCACAUCGACGCUGGACAGCGUCACCAGUGCGGUGGAGAGUUCCAACGUCGAAACUAGCCGGCAAGAGAUGGUGCAGACGGCGGCCGUUAGUUUCGAAGAGAAGUUCCACUAUCGCCGGCCCAUGUACGCCUGUCUGCGCUUCUGGUACGGUAAAGCUGACUACGACAUCCAAUUCAAGCACCUUGAGGACCUUGCUGUGGAGCAUAUCGAUGACGCACGCCCUCCCCUACUAUUGCAAUUUCUCUCACUCCUCAUUAACGAUGCCACCUUCCUGCUAGACGAAGCUAUCGGAUUCUUGGCGCAGUUAAAGCAGAAGGAGCGACAGAGAGAGGUGGAGGGUGGACGUUUUGCUAACCGAGAGGAGGAGAGCAUGUUUCAGCACAUGAGUCGCUUGGCACGUUACCACAUUAGCCUGGGAUUGGACAACAUCUCAGCGCUGCGUCGUGUCAUCUCCCUCUGUCCCCGCCUAGUCACUCAUCCCAUUCUUGUAGAUCGCAUCGCUUGCAUGCUCAAUUACUUCCUCUCUCGCCUUGUUGGUCCGAAAAGUCGUGAGUUGAUUGUUCGGGACAAAUCUACGUAUGGCUUUAGACCGGAGCUCUUUGUGGAGGAGAUAUGUCGAGUCUACGUGAAUCUGGGUUUGGAUAGGGCUGGUGUGAAUAACAGCACUACAGUAAUGGCGUUUCUAAGAGCAGUUGUGAGCGAUGGUCGUUCCUACACACCGGAUUUAUUGGAUCAGGCUCUUCGUGUGCUGCAUCGUGUCGCUACAGACACACAGUUCGUAAAUCAGUUCAGCUGUGUUGCGAAAGCCCUUCAAGCCGAACAAGUGGCAGUGACAGAGGACGCAUUGGGUUUCGAGGAUGCACCUGAUGAUUUCUGUGAUCCAAUUAUGGGUGAAUUGAUGGAGGAUCCAGUACGGCUGCCGACAUCGAACAAGAUUGUCGACAGAAAAACCAUCUACAGACAUUUACUUAGUGACGCAAAGGACCCCUUCAAUCGGCAGCCAUUGGAAAUGUCAAUGGUGAUACCAGAGACGGAGUUGAAAGCCAAGAUCCAGGCCUGGGUGGCAGCGAAGCGCGCCGAAAGGAAGUAG
This is a messenger RNA of Hydatigera taeniaeformis, 3345 nucleotides long. The record is from the annotation of a GenBank genome assembly. Lineage: Eukaryota; Metazoa; Platyhelminthes; Cestoda; Cyclophyllidea; Taeniidae.